Messenger RNA from Procambarus clarkii (red swamp crayfish), 9652 nucleotides. NCBI's taxonomy places the organism in Eukaryota, Metazoa, Arthropoda, Malacostraca, Decapoda, Cambaridae. The record is from RefSeq and is a predicted model, not a curated record.
AUGAUGAAGCAAGUGAAGAACCUUUUUCUUCGUUCUUAUGACCUAAACGAUGAGCCUUCAUGGUCCGAAGAGUCCAGGAGGACGGAUCCAGAAAGUCCCAGUCCUCCUUGGCCACCAGAACCUCGACGAUCGGGAAGAAGCUGCCAGGCUGUGCACGUGGAGGACGACUGUGUCAGCGUCGCCUCCAGGAAGAGCACCAGGUCCUCCUCCAACAGCAGGGCUCCAGUAGAUACUAGCGGGAAGACCACUGUCUCCUUGGAUGGCGCCGAGGGGCUGGCGUUCAUGUUGGCCGCAGGCGCCACCACCAACGGCCAGAACAACGAGUUUACUCCCUACGGCUAUGUCUCCAGACCUGGGUCUUCCCCCAUCAGUUACAGUUUGUGGGGUUCGAAUGCAUCCACAACUAGUUCGGAGGAGUCUCAUCGCCGUCACUUUAGCCGAAGUCUGUGUCGAGUGGUGUUCGGGUGCGCUGUUCUCCUGGUGAUCCUGGCAGUGUUGGGGAUCGUGGGCAUAGCAGUAUACCUCGGAGUGCUGACAAAUGAAGACGAGGGGUCAAGGUUCGAAGUGCGGUACCGAGGAGAGCUGGUGGUGAUGCGAGGGGACUCAUGGAUCCCAGACCUGGCAGUACUAGAGUCACCAGCCUUCAAGGCUAAGGCCACCAAGUACCAGAAGAUGUUUUUGACUGUAUAUGAGAAGAGCUUCUUGAAGGGGUCUCUGCGAAAGGUGAAGGUGGUGCAAUUCCUUAAGAAUCCAGCCAACAGCAGGGGCCUCACCAUACACUUCAGGCUUACACUCGAUCGACGAAAGAUGCCCAGCCAUGUGGACAACACAGAGUUGGCUGUACAGGAUGUACUGCUGCAGGAGCUCAUGAGUUUAGAACCUGUAGCCUUCCAUAAUGUUGCUGUCAAUAUUGAUUCUUUUCAUCUGGCUCGAGAAGCAGAAGCUGGCAGUGUGGAGACUAUGACUGCAGCCUCUGCAUCCGAGGCCCGAGAUGAAGAUGUGCAGGUCAUCAAAGUGGAGGGGACGCAGGAAGCCCCUGGGGGAGCUAUCAUGAUUCGUAAGCCCUCAGGUUCACCCACCCUGAAGCAAGAUAAGGAAGAGCUGCCACAACAGGAAGUAGAAGAGCCAGUGAGCAGCACAGUAGCCAACCUCAUCUACCAGUUUGGUCCCUGGCGUCCCAUUGAUCCUUUCAAUGUAUUCAGACCAUCUCCAACUGGUUAUCCUACCACCAAACCAACUCCUCCUGAUCCCCUUGUUCGAAACAAUGCACGCCCAUUCUUCAGCCCAACUCUCAGACCUCCACAACCAUCAGCCAUAGCCUCUAAACCUGCAGUCAGUAUUGCUGCUAGGGACUCUACGUCAACAUCACCCAAGCCACCAACUACAGCUACCACCACUACCACUACAGUUACUCCUCCCACCUCUCCAACAACUAUUGUCACCACAACUAUGUCAGCCAUGCCAGUGCCAACAUCAACAAUUUCUUCACUUUUCAUUGAGCGAGUUGGUAUUGCUGGAGAAGGCUCCGGUGCUACAGACAACAGAAUGAUCACAACCAAAAGAAACCCAUCAAAGGAUGACUUUCAGGCUUUCUUGGCAGACUUGCUCUUCUUCACAACACCUCGGCCUCACUCAGCUGCUGGAGUGACUCGGUCUCAGCUCCAACUACCUCAUCAUGUACCUUCGUCAGCUGGAUCAAGCUUCAGUGGCAAUCAAGGACAACCUCAUGCCCAAAAUUAUUCUCCAAAUAUUGAAAAUGCACAGAAAAUCUUGGAUCAUAAUAGAAGACAUCAGUCAUACUCCACAUCUCAUUCAUCAUCUACCAGUAACACGGCUACAACUAUUUCUAUGCAAACACCUGGAGUACCUAAGGUGACUUCUUACUCUGGUGUCAGGGAACCUUUAUCUCCCAGACCACCACCAGUAAUCCAGUUCCCACAAGAUAAGUUCAGGUAUCCAAGUUCCUCAUCCCCUAUAUCCACAACAGGGACAACGCGCUUCAGCAUCUUCGACUUUCUCACCACUCGGAAGCCUCUCAUACUAAAUACUGAACUUGUAACAUCCACCAGUACAGACAUAGAAUAUGGAUCAACAGAUCACCAUGCCACUCUCAACCAAAAAGAUACUAUACAUCACUUUAAUCCUGUAUAUAUACCAACCAGUAGUAGUUCACUUGCACCUGUUUACCGCCCUGAUGCACCUGCAUAUCCACAUAACAGUGAUCGUGGCACUACUGACAAGUACAGUCCUGUUUAUAAACCAAGCAGAGAGUCAGCUUCUUUGAAAGAUUUUCCCAAAGACCAGAAUUAUGUAACAGUUCCUGUAAUUUCAGGUAAUAAUGUUAGAUACAUGAUGGUAAACAGAACUCGUUCUAACUACCCUAAUGUUGUAAUUGUCAAUCUACAAACUACUCCCGGGGGAGACAUUACAACACCCAUGACACCCGUACGUGGAGACUCGCGCAGACUCAAUACCAAAUUUCUUGAAGAUGCAUUUAAAGUUAUUUUGCAGAAUUUUAACUACCGAGGUGUUAAUGGGGAAGCAUAUGCUGAUUCCAGUCAAGGCUUCUCCAACAGACGAGGCAAACCAAUUGAUUUGGAUGUGCCAGACUCAUCAGCUCCACUCUUUGAUAGCGAUACUCAUGAGUCCAUCUCUCUCUGGUCUUUCUUGAGAAACCUGAGUCAAGUGUAUCUGUCAGACCCAGCUAUCAUACAACAACUGCAUUAUUUUGAAAAAGCUGCAUUAGAAGCUGUAAAUAAAGAGACAUUAACCACAGAAAGACCAUUACAAUCAAUAACUCCGAUGACAACGAUGCCAACACCUAUGAUGUCUUUCUUUCAGCAUCUUCAAGGGUCGGCGGACCAUAGCGAUACAUCUACGACGCCUUUCCUCAAGAAUUCUAAUGUAGUAGCAAGCCAACUUCCUGAAUAUACAUACAUUCCUCUGCGUGGAGAAGCAAUAAAAGGGCAUGCUAGUCCAUCACCUCCUAAGAUGGGUACUGUCUUAAGGAAUAAUCCAGAAAUUGUGAUGCUGGAAGACAUUUCUUCUCAAAGCUCUGUGCCUGCUCAGCCAAAGGUUUCAUCUCACCCACAUCGAUCAGCAACGUCUUCACCAUAUACAACUCUUUUCAUGACGGGUGUUAAAGGGAAGAGCUCCUCAAACCCUCAAAUCAUCAGUGUCUCCAGCAGAUCUCCUUCAGUUUCUUUCCCUGGUUCUCCCACCACUAACUCCCCCAUCCAUACAUUUGUAUUAAAAGAUGGACAGUCAAUGGAAGAGCUUCUGCAAGAAAUUUUUGAUACCAUAUCAUUAGAAGAAGAAAACGAAACUCAUCCCUCCACUGAUGCACCAGAUUCAGACAUUGAGACCACGACUUCUGAGUCUGAGACAACUUACCAGACGACUAACACUGCUGACAGUCGGAAUAGUGUUUUGGAAUCCAUUAAUCAGAUUAUCUUUCAGUAUCUUCAAGACAUGACCAAUAACCCAGAAAAUCAUCUUAAUCGGACUCUGACCUCAGCACCCACAUCCACCCCAUACCCCACCACUCCUCUUAUAGAAGAACUUACUAAGUCAUUUACCAUUCUUGAAACAACAAGACCAUCUACCAACAUUGAAACUACUGAAACAAGCACAACUGUCGAAUUUACCAAACCUUCCACCACCCACAAUUAUAAUCUCGAACUGUUCCCUGUCAUGACACGUCCCAUGUCUCCAAUAAGAACCACAACAGCAAAACCCUAUGAAAUUUUGGACGAUGGUGAUAAUGAAAUCAAAACAACGGUGAUAGGCAAUGGAAUGGUGUCGGGAGCAGAAGAGAGAACAGAAACGUCUGUGGAUGUGUCGUACAGCGUUCACACUGGCACCACAGAAUACGUAUUCAUGAAUAAUCGCACAACUUCAGUGUGUCAGAAUCCAUCACAGUUCCAAUGUGGGAGUGGAGAGUGCAUUUCUGAGUUCUCUCGCUGCAACUUAGUGCAGGACUGCCGCGACAAUUCAGAUGAGAUGAACUGUACUUGCUCUGACUUCCUCAAGAGCAAGUUCCUCAACCGUAAGAUCUGUGAUGGCAUCGUCGACUGCUGGGACCACUCUGACGAGUCCAAUUGUGACUGGUGCCAGCCAGGUCAGUUCAUAUGCUCUGGGUCGAGCCAGUGUAUCGAGCAGAAUCAGGUGUGUGAUGGCACAACCGAUUGUGAGAGUGGCGACGAUGAGAAGACCUGUGUUACCCUUGCACCGGACUUGCCCGCUGCCAACUCCCUCAACUAUCAUCACGAAGGAUAUCUUAUGGUCCGUAAGAAGGGGGUCUGGGGAAAGCUGUGCCUAGAAAACUUCGAGCGUGUCACCUCCCGAGCUGACACCACAUGGACUGUAUCUGAUCUUGGCCAGGCCGUCUGCAAAACUCUUACUUUCAACGACUUUACUCGAGUAGAGCGGCAGGAAGACCAGUCACUGAUCACCCGGGCAGCUCCUCGACUUCCACCCAGCUUCCCAACCACCAUGGCACGGACAAGUGCUCCAUCCAUUGCCACCACUCCAACUUAUUUUGAAAUUCAUGUCACAAACUCGCUUACACUGCCAUCACGUGCCAGAUCACUGUCCCAUGAAGGAGAUUCUGCCACUGACUUAAGGUUGUCGCUGGAGUUCGAAAAGACGAGUUGCCCAAAGAAGGACGUGGUGAGAGUAACAUGCUCUAACCUCCAGUGUGGCAUGAGGCCUCGUGCUGUCAGCCACCGUGCUAGGUAUUACAGAAGUGGGAGUCUGCGACAAGCACGGAUUGUAGGUGGCAAUAACAGCGGUCCUGGAUCCUGGCCGUGGCAUGCUGCGCUCUAUAAGGAAGGAGAAUAUCAAUGUGGUGCAACACUUAUCAACAGCCGAUGGCUCGUUUCCGCUGGCCACUGCUUCUUCGGGGCCACCGACAACUACUGGGUGGCACGGCUUGGGGCUCUGCGACGUGGCACAAAAUUCCCUUCACCAUACGAACAGCUCAGACACAUCACCCAUAUUUUUAUACAUCCUGAGUACGAGGACACAGGAUUCAUUAAUGACAUUUCGCUGUUGAGAGUAGAAGAACCUGUCAAGUUCACAGACUAUGUGAGGCCUGUCUGUCUCCCACCCCCCGGUGCCCCUGUUCGUCAAGGCCGUCUCUGCACUCUUGUCGGCUGGGGACAACUCUUCGAAGUUGGCAAGAUAUUCCCUGACACACUUCAGGAGGUGCAGGUUCCAUUGAUCUCCACAUCAGAGUGCCGCAAAAGGACGGUGUUCAUCCCAUUGUACCGCAUCACUGAUGACAUGUUCUGUGCAGGAUAUGACAGAGGAGGGCGGGAUGCCUGUCUUGGUGACUCUGGUGGACCUCUCAUGUGUCAGGAGCCUGAUGGUGGGUGGCAGCUGGUAGGAGUGACCAGCAAUGGCUAUGGAUGUGCCCGCCCACACCGCCCAGGCGUCUACACCAAGGUAGUCAAAUACCUUGAUUGGAUGAACCAGGUGAUGGAGCUGACUAAGAAUGAGAGGGUGGUGCCGGUGUCAGUGAGGUGUGAGGGUCGUCGGUGUCCACUCGGCCAGUGUCUUCCCCGUACCAGUAUCUGUAAUGGUUUUGUCGAAUGUUCUGAUGGAUCUGACGAGAGGAACUGUGGCUAGAUAUUACAAUUCAUCGCACAUUUUUUGGUACAUCUUCAUCCAAUUAUGUGGUCCUGAAUGGAUUUUUUUUGUGUAUGUGUCUGAUCAACCGACCUACUUUUUCAUAUAGUACAGAAAUAUGAUUUACUUCUACCGACUUACUCAAUGUGGCCUCAUUUGGUGACAUGACCUUACUUCAUUGUGUAACUCAACAUGUGAAGUGACCAUACUCAGUGAUGUAUGUGCCUUGUUUAAUAUUCCAAGUGAGGACAUGUGAGUUGUUAUUGGCCAGUACCACCCUUAGCUGCAGCUGCUUGUUAGCAAUAAUUAUCUUCAGACAAGCUAACCAGAAUACCAAAUAAUAGCCCACCAUCUUUGGAGUUUUGUUAAAAAAUUAUAGUACUGUGUAGUCACAGAUUUUUAUAUGGAAGUGUCUUGUAGUGUAGUGAACACUCUGAAAUUACCUGAGAUACUCCAAGUAAUCUUGGAAAUUUGAUCACUAUGUUACCUAGUUGACAAAAUUAUAUAGAAAUCAUAGAAAAACAACAAGCGUGGACAGCUCAAGACAUCUGGAUUUAUUGACUGGAACAGAUAAAAUAAUUGUGUGUGACAAUCAAGUAACAAGACAUUAAUUUGUCUACAGUUGCAAUGUUUCAAGAUGGGGUUAUUCUUUUCCAUCAUUAAUUUUUAUAGUGAUUAAAGGGCAUUACAACCAUGACAUUACAGAAGCUGCAAUGUAAUCCAUAGCACCUCUAGUAAAAAAAAUAGUCAAAAUAUUUAGGACGCUCGCACCACAAGUGAUGUGAACUCAACUACAUAUGCUGUGGCUUCUGAGUUAUCAUCCUUCAACACAAUGUGCUAAUAUUAAACAUAUUAAGUUAUUCAAUUUAUCCAGAUUUUUUAAGUAAAAUAUCCCAUUUUUGGCAUUGUGUUGAAGGAUCAAAAGUUGCAAUUAAACUAAAUUAUUGACAAUACAGUAAUAAUAAUAAUAAUCAUUUAUUUGUAAAAUUAUGCACUAGAAAAUGUUAGAUUUCACAUUAGUUGUACACUGAAUGUAUUUUUUAUUUAUGCUUCAUUGAAUUGACCCCUAAAGGUGCUACACAUUCAUCAGAAGUGCUUCAGAUUGCAAAGAUGUUAUAACAAUAGUCAAGCGGGUGGCUUCCUGUCCCAUCAAGGCUGCUACAAAUAGUAAUUACCAAGUAGAUAUCGGUCACUGUCACAUAACUUUGUGAAAACCUGCAAUAAUUUUACACCUUGCAACAAAAUACAGUAUGUGACUGGUAAUGCAAAUUUAGGAACAUAGAGUGCCAUUACUUGACAUUGUAAAUGUUAAACCAAACAUGAAGCACACUGCUUCAAAACUAACGAGUUCUAUCAAAUUGAUUCUCAAAUAAUUUGCGUUUUAUAUAAAACUUUCAUCAAAUCCUAUUUUAUUUUCAAAACUGGAGCAGAAACCAGGUUACAAUACCCAAGGUUAUGAUCCCCAAGACACCAUUGCAGUACUAAAGUCAUGCAGGGUAUAUAUGGGGCAGGUUUUGCUUGAUGUGCACAAACCUGGUUUCUCUGCCAUACCAAGUUCCAAAUUGGGCCAGUCUGAAACACCUUUGAUUCUUCAUUUAACAUAACUGCAUGAAAUGUCAUAGAUAGGUUCAUUUUGAACUCACUUGUGCAACUGUGCACAAAUAAUUGUCAUGUAUGAAGUCAAAACUGGCAUAACCUUAACAAUAUUACUUAUGAAUGAGAAUGUCCCCUAAUUUAUUACAGCAACAAGUGUUAAUAGUAGAAUAUGUAUUUUUACCUGAUUUACCUGAGGGGCCACUAACCCUAAUGGUAUUAUGCCAGUGAGCAUAAUAGUGUGGUAUGAAUGUGAAAAAUAUAGAAUUGGAGCAGUAGGAAUGGCAAUCUAUGAAACAUGUUAGAAGAGAGAGUAAGGAAUGUAAAGAGUGUAAAGAGUACAAAAGUCAAUAAACUGCAUGAAUGAGUCUAGCAUACUGAGAGAGUUUCAGCAUGUUGAAUGAAUGAUGAAAGACUGUAUAUUCAAUAUGUAUGUACUAUGUAUAUAGUAUAUGUAUGUACUGUAUAUUCAUACAAUAUACAAUAUAUAUUCAUACAAUAAUAUACAAUAUGUAUAUUCAAUAACAGUAUGUACUGUAUAUUCAAGUGAAUUCAAUAAUAUGAGAGGAGGAGGAGGAUGACUGAAGACUGACAGAUGAUGGGCAGACAUGAUAAAUGAGUACUCAAGUCACUGCUCAACAAUGGAAUAAAUACAUUUGUAUUGUCCAGCUUAGGAUAAUUUACAAGGAACACUGUAUACUUGGUCUUAUGAAGAGGAAGAGUGCUGUUGUGGAUAAUUUGCGGAAGAAUCAUUUUUGUUUAUCCAGGAUACAGUACUAUAUAUAAAGCAUAAACAUUGCCUUUAAGCUGAAGUACAUACAUACAUACAUAGGAUACAAGCAGAUUGUUGGAUUCAUAUUAGUUAAUUACAUCACCUGAAGCCACCGAAGUAUUUCAGGCAUAUGAAUAGACGAGUGAUUUUUUUAGUGUCCACAACUGCAAUCACUAUACAGUAUUAUUCACCUAUUUCUUUUUACCUGGCUGAUGGCUCCUUUCCAUAAUAAAGUGGACAAUGGAGUAAUGUUGAUGAAUGAAUAAAAUCCAAAUAUGUAUGUACAGUAUUAAAAUUAACUGAAUUACGGUAUUUUACAAAGUUACUGCUUAUGCAGUAUUUCCUGCAGCUCAUUUUAAAAUUUGUAUUACAAAAUAGGUGAAGCCAUAUGUUUGUUAAUCAGAAAACAUAACAUGGUAUGAGAAAUAACUUUUUCAAGUGGGCCAUUACUCUUAUCAGUACUUAUAUCAACCUACCGCAUCACCUAUUCAGCUAACUCAUGUACAGCCAAUACAUAGACAUCCCUUGUUAGCACAGCUACCAAGAUUCUUUUUGGUGACUACCAUAUACAGGUACCCCUCAGUGGCAUCAGUAUACAAAUGACUUAAUUAGUGGCAACUGUGCUACAUAGGGAUCCCUUAGUGGCAACAGCAUACAGUUAAGGACCUAUUGUUACUGUAGUAAUAGCACACCAUUUAGGACCUCUAGGUGGCAACACCAUACAAUUAAGGGCCCCCUUGGUAGCAUAGUAGACUUGGACCCCUUAAUGGCAGGAACUAUUCAGUGGUAUCAGUAUACAAGUUAGACUGAAUACAGUACAGUAUAUAGCAAUGGAGCUGGGCAUUAGCAUUUAUGUCUGAUGUAAUGCAGGUGAGAUGAACUCCUUUUAACAAAUCCAUUACUGUAAUUCAAUCUUUUUCUCCAAUAUGGCAAUGUUUUAGUAUUACAUUUCCGGUUAAAUAGGAAGAAUUUCUUAAGAGUAUGUAAGGAUUAAAUUGUUAUUGAUUUUAUUUUUGUGUGAAAGUGUUGUGAAGUUGCUUACAACUCAUAAUGGGUAUAGUGUCUUCACAGCCCCAGUGAGUACAACUUAUCGUGUAGCCGUUUUCACAGAUAAAGUUGAACCGAAUCUCUCUCACCCACAAUGUAGAUUACAUCUUGAAACAAAUUAAUUUAUUUGGAAAUAGACGAUCUUUUACUGUUAUUACAACUGAUCAAGAACUAUAUGCAUUUUAUCACAUGUGCAAUAGAAAAUUAAGUUCCAUCUAAUACCAUCCGAGUUCACACACUUAUUUCUUGGAUGUGGGUAUUUGUUUUGGUCACUUAUGUAAUGUUCUUAUUAAUUGUAAGAUAAUCAUGGUAAUAUUUCUGUUCAUGAUUCACUGAUCUCAUGUCUCAUCAAUUAUCACCAAGUCAUGCAUCAUUGUGUUCAUGUUGUGGGCAAUUAUUUCAGUACUGCACCUGUACAUAGAGCCUCAUGCCCCAUUACAUAAAGUCUUGUGCCCCAUUACACAAAGCCUCAUGCCCCAUUACAUAAAGCCUUGUGUCCCAUUACAUAAAGCCUCAUGCCCCAGUAUAUAGAUCAUGCCAAAGUUUGGUGGGCAUAGUUUUUGUGAUAUUGUUAUUAUUUAUUAACUUACAAUAAACAUUUUUAAAUUA